Messenger RNA from Penaeus indicus, 1489 nucleotides. RefSeq names its product oocyte zinc finger protein XlCOF6.1-like. Gene Ontology annotation, biological process: regulation of transcription by RNA polymerase II. Lineage: Eukaryota; Metazoa; Arthropoda; Malacostraca; Decapoda; Penaeidae. The coding region runs from base 212 to 1489 and encodes 425 amino acids. The record is from RefSeq and is a predicted model, not a curated record. Gene Ontology annotation, molecular function: RNA polymerase II cis-regulatory region sequence-specific DNA binding; DNA-binding transcription factor activity, RNA polymerase II-specific. The transcript is spliced from 3 exons. Gene Ontology annotation, cellular component: nucleus.
UCUUCGAUAGUCCCAUCGAACCUUAAGGAACAACAAUGACCACCUGGGCUAGCCUUCCCUCAUCUCCAAGACCGGGGAGAGGAGCAGGAGUCCCCUCACUCUGCCUUCGCUUCCCUUGAGCGGAGUCUCUCUGGUUGACGCCCGAGGAAAGGCACGCGCGGUCACUCAGCUGAGACGAAUUUACCGGGAGAGAGUGUGUGAAGAAAUAAGGAUGACGAGUAUCCUCGCCGACUGGAUGCCUUUGGGCCCACUCACGGACGAGGAAAUUUAUGGCACAGGAGUCAGUAUCAAAGAAGAGCUCAGCGAAGAUAUUUCCGAAGAUACUUGUAUUGAAAUUAAAGAAGAACCGUUUGAUUAUGCAGAUAAAGAGAGGGAUGAGGUGAACGACGAGAAAGUGAAACAUAAAUGUCUCUUCUUUCAUAAUCUCGAUGAACUAAAACAUAAAUCAAAUGCGAAGAACACGUGUAAGUUGGUUGAGGAUCGUAAUGGCGUGUUGUUUAGAGCGCCAUUUGUGGCUGAGAAUUCUCUGAAUAAGAUUUCAUCAGAUUGUGAUCAGGCGAUACACAUUGAAAGUCUUAAGCAGGAUACACAGCCAAAAGUGGAAGCUACAUUGAAAAGUAUUGCAUGUGAAGUAUAUGGCAAGAAAUUCUCACAAAAGAGAAAUAUCAACAUUAACAUGAGAGUUCACAAAAAGGAGAAGAUAUUCAGCUGUGAGAUUUGCAGCAAGGCCUUCUCUAAGAAAAAUACUCUAGGAAGGCACAUGAGAGCACAUACAAAUGAGAAGCCAUUCAGCUGUGAGAUUUGCGUCAAGGCCUUCUCUCUGAAGGAAACUCUGGUAGAGCACAUGAGAGUACAUACAAAGGAGAAGCCAUUCAGCUGUGAGAUUUGCAGCAAGGCCUUCUCUCAGAAAGGCCAUCUAGCAAGGCACAUGAGAGUACACACAAAAGAGAAGACAUUCAGCUGUGAGAUUUGCAGCAAGGCCUUCUCUCUGAAGGGUACUCUAGUACAGCACAUGAGAGUACAUACAAAGGAGAAGCCAUUCAGCUGUGAGAUUUGCAGCAAGGCCUUCUCUGAGAAAGGUACUCUAGUAAGGCACAUGAGAGUACAUACAAAGGAGAAGCCAUUCAGCUGUGAGAUUUGCAGUAAGGCCUUCUCUGAGAAAGGUACUCUAGUAAGGCACAUUAGAGUACAUACAAAAGAGAAGCCAUUCAGCUGUGAGAUUUGCAGCAAGGCCUUCUCUGAGAAAGGUCAUCUAGUAGAGCACAUGAGAGUACAUACAAAGGAGAAGCCAUUCAGCUGUGAGAUUUGCAGCAAGGCCUUCUCUCAGAAAGGUCAUCUAGUAACCAAACGACUUCCAAAUCAGGUGUCAUACAGAGUAGGUGCAAUAGAUUUCUCGAAUGCCAUGACCAGUAGUAGCAGUCUUUUGACCACCCCUGUUCACUACCAGCAGACAUGUGCUUACCUGAACAAAAAUCCCAUGCGGAUUUAA